AUGAAAGCUUAUGAAUUUGAAGUUGAUAAAUAAAGAAACAUUUAAAGAGAAGAACUAUUUAUAUUGACAAUAGUUGAAAGGGUGUUAGCAGGACACUUACAAUCAAUAUCAUAUGUAGAUUAAGCUUAGUUUUGUGAAUUAUUAAGUAAAAGGUAAACUGAAAAAAAAGUGAUUUAACCUUUGCACAUUUAAAUUUUAGGAACAGUUAAAAGAAAUCUGAUAAAAAAUUAAACACCAUUACUUGAGAAAAAAAUACCUUAUGAAAUAAGAACUAUAGUUUCAUCAUCAAUAGAUAUUAGAAGGAACUACAUUCACACAUUUAGCAAUAGAAAUUUGAAUAACAAAGAAUAAUAAACCACAGAAAUAGAUACUUAAAUUAUUGGAUAAUAAUAACAAGAAUUGAAUAGAAAUAAUAACUUGAAAUUAGAUAAAACUUACAAUAGUGGUCUUCCUAAGUAUCAUACAAAUAGAAGUUAAAAAUAGAAUGAUUCAUCAGCUCGUUACAUUAAUCCAUUUCAAUUGAAUAGUCCUAAUAGUACAUAAGCAGAUAAUAUUAUUAAUUAAUUGCCAUCUCUAAAAUAGUCAACAAUCAAUGAAAAUUUUUAAGUUACUAAAAAUGAGACUGCCAUCAUUAAUAUAGUAAGUUAAGAUGGAGAAAUAGAACAAUAGGAAGAUUUUAUAAUUAAAAAUAAUUAAAAGAAUAUUGAUGAAUUAAACACAAAUGAUAAUAAAAUAAAUGAUAAAUUAUAUUAUGAAUCUUAAUUGAACCAGAGUAAUUAAUAAAUUAUAAAAACUGAAAAGUAGGAUAGUAAUACUAUAUAAUAAUCAUUAUAAUUAUAAAGUAAUUCUAGAAAAUUAUCAUAAAACUUACCAAUGGGAAGUGAUUCUAGCAAAAUGGAUCUCAAAGAAAAGCUAUAAAAAUAUUACAGCAAUGAUGAAGAAUUCAAAACUUAAAGAAAACCUAUGACUUAAAGUGAUCGAAUAAAAAAUAUCAGUUAUGGAACUGAUCCAAAUACAAAAGAUAUAAUAGGUGAAAUUAAUUAACAAUAAAUAAUUUAAAGUGCUAAAUUUUUGGAUAAUGAUCAGAAAUAAAAUAAAUUAUAAUAAAAAUCAUACUAGAUUUAAUUUUCAUUUAUUCCUGGUAAAACUUAAGAGAUUAUAAUAUCACAUAAUGACAAUUUUUAGCAAAAUCAAUUAAGCCCAAAGAAAAGCUUAGAAGAUCUAUAACAUCCAUUAGGUAAUUUUUUAUCUCCUCCUUAAUCAGCUAGAUCUGUCAUUUCUGCAAAAUCAACUAAAACAAAACUCAAAACAAUUUAAUCAAAUGAUUAAAAAUUGCUUGAUCAAUAAAAUUUAUAAGAAUAAUAAUAUGAAAAUUCGAUUUCCAAAGAAGAUUCAUAAAUCUCAUUGCUUGAAUAAUCAUUACAUUAAAAUGUACAAAAUCAUCAUUUACAUUCAAAUUAAUUGAGACCAGCUACUACACAUAUUGAAGCAUAUAAAUAAUAAGAUUAUCCCUCAUUUUAAACACAUGAUAAUUUAGAUUUAAUGAAAAAAUCUACUUAGAAACUUUUAUAAUAACAAACAAGUAUUACAUCUAUCAUGCGUGAUGAAGAUAACUUUUAAAGUAAUCAAACUUUUAUUUAAUAAAUUAAUAUCUAAGUUAAUUAAUGUGAACCAACUCAACCUACAAAUAAUAUAAUCAUAGAAGAAUCUAUAGAAGGAUCUCCUAAUUUUAAAGUUUAAAAUAAUUAACAUUCUACAGCUUCUUUUUCUUUACUAAAAUUAGAAGAUUAAAAAUAAUCACCUUCUUAAACUAAUCUAUAAGAAAAGUAACCAUAAUCUCCAUAGAAUGGAUUAAUUCCUUCUAAUUCAUACAUUCCAACUUCUACCAUGAUACCUGGAACUUAAUUAUAAUCAAAAAUGCUUAUUCCCAUUAAUAAUACUUAAACCAGCAGCAUUAAAUAUAAGAGGGCAAGUAAUAAAUCUAAAUCUUAAAUCAAAGAUUCAAUUUUAUAAUAACAAAGAUCUGAAGAUAGUUAACCUGAAAGUAAAUUAACUAUUGAAUCUUCAUAAGGUGAUAAAACAAAUAGAUCUAAAAUUGUAAAAAAUACUAAAUAAUUAAAAUUUCCAGCUGCUACAGUUGCAUUAAAUUUUGCAAGGAGAAAAUCAUCUAACUAAAUUUCUCCUAAGGAUGUAAGAAUCUUUAUUUAAUCUUGUUUAGCCUAAAAAACUAGAAUAAUAUGAAAAAGAAAAAUAAAGAUAAAUUGAAUACUAAAAACAAGUUGAAAAAAUGAAAUAUGAAAGAGAGUUGAUGGAAUAAUUCAAAAUUCCAGAUGAUAUGCCUUUAUUAUAAAAAAGAGCAAUAAUUGAAUAAUUAAUGAAAGAAUUAGAAAUUAAUAAUGAUUAGGAUGUUAAAUAUUAAAUAAUGUUAUGUAUUAUUAUACUUAAAUAUUUAUUAGAUAAAGAAAGAUAAGAAUAAAUUUAAAAUGCUUCUAAAUUUGAAUUAGAUUAUAAUAAAAAUCUUUCAAAUUGCUAUGAAGAGAUAUCUCAUAUAUCUGAAAAUAAAUUGAAAUUAUUAGCAAAAGAUGCAGAUUAAUCUAAGAUUUAAUUUUUAAAAUUUGAAGAUCAAGUCUAAACAAAUUUUCAAGGAUAAUCAAAAUCCUUUACUUAAGAUUUAAAUUCACCAGUUAAAAAAAACUUAAAGUUUUUUAGUAAAUUGGAUCCAGUUGAAAUUGACAAUCAAAUUAAUAGAAUGAAGGAAUUUAAACAGGAAGCUGAUAUUAUAAAAUUCUUUUCUUCUUUUAAUAGUAAUUAUGAUAAAGAAGUACAUAUUUUAUAUAUAAAAAGGUGAAUUAAUGUGAUUUAGAUUAUCCUACUUAAAAAGAUCGAUACCUUUCUAUGGAUUUUCAAAGAGGAUUCUUACCAAAAACAAUUCAUAGACGUAGAAAGUAAAAGAAGAUAAGCACAAAAAUAAUUAUUAAUACGUAUAGAAUGGAUCCAAAAAAAAUAGAUUAGGUUUUAGCUUAAACUGAAAAAAUAAAAUAAGUUGGAUUAUUUUUAUUGUGA
Messenger RNA from Paramecium sonneborni, 3063 nucleotides. The record is from the annotation of a GenBank genome assembly. Lineage: Eukaryota; Ciliophora; Oligohymenophorea; Peniculida; Parameciidae.